This is a messenger RNA of Funneliformis mosseae, 1200 nucleotides long. The record is from the annotation of a GenBank genome assembly. NCBI's taxonomy places the organism in Eukaryota, Fungi, Glomeromycota, Glomeromycetes, Glomerales, Glomeraceae.
AUUUUGAACAAUUUCUUCGUGAGCUCAUGUAAUGCUUCCAUGAGAGUAUGGGAUCAAUGUAUUGUUGAUAUCGCUCGUCCACCCGUAACCGGUACUACAGAAGAUUCGUAUCAUGCGUUCUGGGACGCGCUCAUUAUUAAACCAAUGCUUAUUGGAUGCCCGGAGGCAGUCUACAACCGAAACACCUCAAAAUAUAAAUCUACAGGGUUAUGUCGACCUGACACCUCGUGUUUAAUAUCAGGCGCCUGUCUCGUAAGAGGGGAGGAGAAAGGCCCAGAAAAUUCCGAAGAUCCAGCAAAGGAGCUAACCUCAAAAAUGAAAUGGACGUAUGGUGAUUGCCCUUAUAUCUUCGGAUACUAUGCAAUUGCCACUAAAGUUACAUAUUGCUAUUUGCAGGAACAUUGGCCGACUAUAUUACCUUUACUCAGGCAAAAUAUACCAGAAUCAUUUCAAGAAGAAUUCGAUGUACUCUACCGAUCUAGAUCGAGUAAAGUGAUUCAAUUAAAACAUGAUAGUGUCGUAAAAUAUUACUCCACACCGGAUCUUGUUUUAAAUAUUGUGGAACUUUAUCAUGAAAUGGCGGAACACGCAGUUCCAUAUAUUGAUUCCGUUUUGCAACACAACGUGACCGAAGGAACCAUUCCGUAUAUUAUUUUUACACCAAGGGGCGUACUAUAUAAACCACGAACGAUUAAUGAAUUAAUUAAGGCUAUAUACUGUGUUUUGACCGCAAUUAAGGUAUCUAUCAUAAUCUAUUAUCCUUUUACCCCAGAGAUUUUGUUAACAAAAAUUAUACAUUCACAGUCUCUUCACAAAAUGAAUAUCAUGCACCGUGACCUCCGCUGGGAAAACGUGAUGAAAUAUAUCGAUAGCGAGAAGUGGUUUAUAAUUGAUUUUGAAGACGCGUGUAAAUUUCCUUCACGUGUUCCAAAUACGCAAUUGGCUAAAGAGAGUCAUGCACCCGAGGUUUCUCAAAGUUAUCAUGAUGACAGUGUCGAUGUUUGGUCUGUAGGGUACUUGAUUCAGACAGCUUCGGUAAAACUUGGAGAACCUGACAAAUUAAAAGAUUACGUAGUAACUCAAUUAAUGGCGAAUGACGAAUAUGAUAGACCAACAUCUGGAGAAGCACUAGAAUGGCUCUGGAAAAAUUAUAAAGAAAUUCUUAGUGAGGAUUUUUUAGAACCGACUAAAAUCUUUUGA